CUCUCUCUCUCUCUCUCUCUCUUGUUUCAUCUUCGAUUAGCUUGCUUUAAACUUUUUCAAACAAACGCCAAAAGUUGUAAGAUUUUAGAGAACAAGAAAGAUGGCAAAAGAUUUAGAAAACUCUGAUUAUGAAUUUUCACCAGCCGCUUUAACUUUCAAUAGACGAAUGUUUAAAAAACAUAGAUUAGAAGCAAUUUUUGAUAGGGAUUUUGUUUAUAGUUUGCCAGCUUAUUACUCAAUUCAAGAGGAACUUACCACUACAGAUGGUAUCAGUUAUAAUCUCUUUUGUCGUAUUCUUGAUUAUUUAAUUAAAUCUGGAGAGUUACUUCAACGCUUUCUUGUUCAAAUAUCUCAUAGUUUGGAUCGAUUUGAAAUGGAUAUUGCCAAACUCUGCAUGGAUAGAAUAGAGAAUCGUCUAACUGGGUUAAGUCAGCAGAUAACUUACAGACUCUCUCCUGAACAGACAAGAAUCUUCCUAGAAAAAGCACACGACGAUGGAAUAGACGCCAACCCUAAUAUGACGUUCUACUCUUGAGGAAAACGAAAAGGAAAAGAGUAAGAGGGAGAGAGACAGAAUGAAGAAGUUUACGACUGCUCUCUAUUGAAGAAAGAAGAGAUAAUUUAGAAAGGAAAAAACAUAGUUAAUCAUAUAAAUUUGAAAUGAUAAUUUUAAUAAAUCUAUAAUAUAGAAUUCCUACUAUAUUCCGUGCCUUUUAUCCUCUUUUAUCAUUUGAUAUUGUCCGUUUAACAUUACAAUUUAAAUUGUUGCUAGUAUAACGUUUCUAUUGAUUUAGCAUCACUACUCCUAACAAAUCGUUAAUGAUA
Dimorphilus gyrociliatus is the source of this 825-nucleotide messenger RNA. The record is from the annotation of a GenBank genome assembly. NCBI's taxonomy places the organism in Eukaryota, Metazoa, Annelida, Polychaeta, Dinophilidae.